AUGCAAACUGAUUAUUUUUCUUAAAGAUCAGCUAAUCCUAAUAAUUAGAGUGCUAAGAAUUUUGUUUAAUAAAAUAGGGGACCAAAAACUGCUCCACCUGCUAUGUAUUCAGUUCCUUGUAUGAAUUGCGAGAAUUUAAUACCUAUAAAUGAGAUAGAUUAACAUACAAUGAAAUGUUUAAGUGUUUCAAAGAGUGUGACAGCAGUAUUAAAAUCAAAUAGGAAUCUUGAUGAAAUAAAUUUCAAGAUUUAAAAGUUGAGAGAUUCUAUUUAACAAUUAAAUUCAAAAGAAUAGAAAUAAGAAAAUAAAAAGUAUUUAAUUAGAGCAGAUGAAAUGUGUGAGUAAAUAUAGACAAUCUAAAAUACAAACUAAAUUGAAUUAAGAAAAUUGUAAGAUUUAAAUUAAGAGUUACGAACAAUGACAGAAUCUUAUCGUGGUUCAUUAGCAAUAGCAUUAUAUUUAGAAAGAUUGCAUUCUUUGGGAUUGUAAAAGUAAACUUAAUUAGAAAAAGAGAUUAGAACUCCUCGUAUUGAUAUAUAGAAGCUCAAUAACAAUAAUAAUAUGAAUAACAACAAUUAAAUAAGUAGUAAUUAAUUAAACAACAAUUACAAUAAUUAUAAUAGUGUAUAAUAAUCAUCUACUUAUCGUUAUUAAUAAAGUUCUGAAUAAAAUAGAAACUCUUAAUUACCACCUCCAUCAUAAUUUUAAAAUUCUCCUUAUGGAAGACCUACAAUAAUAACUAAAUUCUCUGGGAGUUAAGAUAGGAAUUAAUUGAAUGAUAUGAAAAGUGAGAUAUUGACUAAAAUAUCAACAUCUUAAUUUGAUGAAAGUGAAGCAAAUUAAAAUGAUACUGAUCUUAAUAACUCUAAUUAAUAUAAUUAGCAAUAAAGGAUAUUCUAUUCUAAAUGUUUAGCUUAAAAGACAAAAUUACCUAAUACUCACCCAUCUCAAAAAAUACCUUUAUGUAUAUUACAUAAAGAAAUGCUUCAAAGAAAGAUUCCAAAUUCAAUGUGGGAUAAAUUCAUUAUGGAUGCUUUAAAUAAUCCUCAUCAAUAUUUAGAUAUGAAUAAAGUGUAAAAUACUCAAGGUAUAAAAAAUCAAUUAAGAUCAAUGACUCAAGAACACUAAUUCAAGUAAAGAAUACAUAACAUUUGA
Messenger RNA from Paramecium pentaurelia, 1155 nucleotides. The record is from the annotation of a GenBank genome assembly. NCBI's taxonomy places the organism in Eukaryota, Ciliophora, Oligohymenophorea, Peniculida, Parameciidae.